AAAUUGGAGUUCUUUCCUAACAAAUUGAUUACUAUUAUAAACACAUCUCUUUUAACCUUGCUUUCACUGGACAACAGAACAUAUAUCAUUUUCAAUCAUCUCCCUUCUCUCAAUCAAACGAUCAAUCCAAUCAUUGAUUAAAUUUCUAGGAAGUCUUUUGUCUUAAUUAACUGUAUAUAAAUUAUUAUACGCUACUGCUAGGAAAUUUCCAAGAUACACCCUAAAUUUUAUACAGUCGUUCGUUGAACACGAAGGACUGAGACUUCCAAGUCUUGUCACAAGCGAUCUACAUAGUGACGUCAUUUUCACAUUGUGACGUCACAAACAAGGAGCAAAACUUUAUUCAGCUUACAUGCUAUUUCUAUAACUUGUGUAUGGUCAUAUUUGUGCAACAUUUUAUUCUAAUCUGAAUUGUGGUUUGUAGAUAUAGAGAUAGUUUGCGAAAUUUUUUAUUACCCCUCGUACAUUAGAUAGCACAACCUGAUUAUUUUUUUCCUGAAGGUAUGCAAUUUAUCCCUCAGCACCGAAGACUUGCAUUUGUCUUUCUUUGCUUACUGCAAAUUAAUGUGAUAUAUUUGAUCCAAGAGGAGGACCCUUUAUCGGAACCAUGUCCUUUCGGUAAACAGCAAAGGCCCUCAGAGAAAUUCAAACAGGAAGAUCAGUCUAUAACGUCAAAUAACAAUUGUUUGAAUGGACAAUGUGGUGAAAAUAUUUCGUCUAAAGAUUUGGUUCCUCGUGUAAAGAGGCGGGUCUACACUCCUGGUGAAAGGGCAGGCGCUGUCGUGUUAAGUGUGUUGACGUUGGGAAUUUAUUGUAUAUUUAUGUGUGAGAAAGUGUUCAAUGAUCCUCCCAGCAUACGAUGCCCUGCGCCUAUAUUUGUGACUGCCAAGAAGGGACACAACUAUGCAGAUGUUUCAUGGCCAUGGGCUACAGCUUCUGAUCGACAACAACCUUCCAUAGGUGUUACAACUUCACCGUCAGGUAUUCCUAACCCUAUCAGAGCCGGUGAGGGAGAGACAAAAUGGUAUUUUGUAGCAACAGAUAAACAUGGCGAACGUGCAAGUUGUCCCUUUAAAAUAACUGUAAAUGUUAUAAAAUGUCCUUCUUUCGAUAAAAAUUUACUGUCGUUGGCAAAUAUGGAGGCAAAGUGUGAAAGAAAUCCAAUAAUUUACGGCAGCAAAUGUCAUCUUCGAUGUAUUACUGGAUAUGAAAUAAAACCGGGUGUAAAACAAAUUACACUGGAAUGUUUGGCAGACAAAUCCUUUAGCGGGAACAUCCCAACUUGCAAAAAGGUCACUUGCAACAAACAUGACAUGAAAUUGAAGGUGAACAAUGGGAAAGUUAAUUGUAGAGAUUACACAUACGAAUCGAAAUGCCAAGCAGAGUGUAAACAGGGGUAUACCUUGUCACCAGGGGUCAACAGUGUCAUUUGCCAAGCUGACAAGUCCUGGUCAUCAAAACUACCUGACUGUGCAGAUACCACGCGUCCAAUUAUUGUGUAUUGUCCCUCAGACAUUAAUCUGUUUGCCGAUGCUCGUGCCAACUACACACAUGUCACUUGGUCCAUGCCUAGAGCUGCGGACAACUCGGGAGGCAAUUUGAUGAUCCAACAGACAGAAGGUCCUCCAAAUGGUUCGAUGUUCUAUGUCGGAACCACACAAAUAAAGUACAAAGUCACUGAUUCAUCUGGAAAUUCAAACAAUGACUGCAAUUUUCGAGUUACUGUAGAUGAAAUAUCUUGUGGUUGGCCAAUUCUUCCAGAUCGGUACAUGAAUGUAGACUGCCCAGAUGGUUUAACUUCUGGUGUGGAAUGCCGGAUAGACUGUGGAACUUUUGAAGUGGUAGGAAAUACUACCGUUUUCUGUGAGAAAAAAGGUCAGGCAACGGUGAGAGGUGAAUGGAAUUAUGGUCAAAAGAUGCCAUACUGUAAAAAGAAUCCCUGCGAACCUCUUCCAGCCCCAGCCAAUGGUGCAAUGGCAUGUGAUGAAUGGUUAUACGGUGUAUUUUGUCAAAUGCAAUGCAUGGAAGGCUAUGAUAUCCCGAAUGGAGCUGUUGGUUCAAAUAAUAAGGUGUUUACUGGUCGAUACGUCUGCUCAGAAACAAAGGGAAUUUAUAUUCCCUCCAAUACUGUUCCUAAUUGCACAGCUAAACGACUUCCAUCUGAAUCAAAUACAUUGAUGGAAUUCUUUUACUACACUGGAGACUGCAACAACAAAACAGUUCAAGAGGAGAUAAGAACAAAUUUUAUUACAUAUAUAAGGGAUAUGAAUGAUAACGGAGGGUUUGAUGGCAUUUGUCCAGAUGAAAUUUCCUGCAAUGUUGCAAAUGUUUCCGUCUCUUGUGGAGAAAUAUCUAACCGAAAAAGGCGAGCUGCUGUAAGAAGAACCACACUUAAGGUUCAAUUUGAACUACAAACACGUUUCCUAAGCUCAAAUACUACGAAUAUCGUAAACAUUGUUCCAAAACUUCAAAAUAAAUACAUGGAUGUCGUAAAAGAAAGUGCAAUGAAUGGUACUCUUGACGUCGGUGAUAUGAAAGUCGACUCCGAAAGUUUCCAGAUCGAUGAAAUGGUAGGCGUAUGCGAUCCAGGAUAUAUUUGGAAAUCUUCAACAAUCUCUUGUGUUCCAUGCCCACCUGGAACAUACUUAGAUACUACGGAAAGCAAAUGUCUUGACUGCCUUAUUGGAACCUACAAGGAAACAGAAGAAAGUGCAGUAUGUACAAAGUGUCCAGCGGGAACGUCAACAAUAUCAAAAGGAAGUUUGUCAAAAACCGAUUGUAAAGAUACGUGUAGACCUGGUACGUUCUCUAAAACGGGUCUCAUACCUUGUGUAAGAUGCCCAUAUAACCACUACCAAGAUCAAAAAGGAGCUACAUCCUGUUCUCAAUGUCCGAAGGGCAAAAUAACAACAUCUGUCGGAA
Saccostrea cuccullata (small rock oyster) is the source of this 2922-nucleotide messenger RNA. Its product is annotated as sushi, von Willebrand factor type A, EGF and pentraxin domain-containing protein 1-like. The annotation marks the transcript as partial. The record is from RefSeq and is a predicted model, not a curated record. NCBI's taxonomy places the organism in Eukaryota, Metazoa, Mollusca, Bivalvia, Ostreida, Ostreidae. The transcript is spliced from 13 exons.